CGCAUGGUGAUUGCCACGAUGGGUGGAGAACCAGUGCAAAUCUUACGAGUCAAGGAUGGCCAUAGCGUCGAGUUCAACGAGGCUAAGCUAGAGCGCAUCCUCUUGGCUGACCACGUGAAAGAUCGCCCAGUCGUGGUGAUAUCCGUCGCUGGGGCGUACCGACAAGGAAAGUCUUUUCUGCUAUGCUUCUUGCUGCGGUUCCUCCGGAACAUUGGUCGAUCCAACUGGAUGGAUGACGCAGACACCCCACUUCGUGGCUUCCUGUGGCGGCCGGGCAGUUCUCGCGAGACAAUGGGCAUCCUGCUUUGGAGUGAAGUGUUUUUGAUGAAAAACUCCGAGGGCGAGGAGGUGGCGGUUUUGCUAAUGGACACCCAAGGCACGUUUGAUGGCGACGCAACAACGAAAGAGAGCGCCACGAUAUUCGCUCUCUCCAUGAUGACAAGCUCUGUGCAGAUUUACAACCUGAUGAACAACAUCAAAGAGGACGAUCUGCAGCACCUUCAGUUUUUUGCUGAGUACGGCAGGCUUGCGCUGAAGGAAAAUGGAACACGGCCGUUUCAGAAGCUCCUAUUCCUGGUUCGAGACUGGCACUGGCCUCAAACUUUUGAGUUUGGAUUCCGUGGUGGCAGAUCGUUAAUUGCGAGUCGUCUAGAGAUAAAAGAAGGACAAGCUGCGGAGCUGAAGACGUUGCGGCAAAGCUUAUCAUCUUCCUUUUGUGAAAUCGACGGCUUCCUGCUGCCCUUCCCGGGAACGAAGGUGGCUGGCGAAUCGUUAUUCGAUGGCCGUCUUGAAGACAUCGAUGAAAGGUUUCGGGAGCAUGUUCGAGAGUUAGUUGCUUCCGUUCUCGCACGGGAGAACCUGUUAGUCAAGCAGGUUAAUGGUCAAACGCUAACGUGCGAGAACCUAUUCACAUACUUCAAGACUUACGUGGAAGUCUUCAAAGGAAGCGAUUUGCCAGAGCCGGCACCCAUGCUUGAAAGCUACCGCGAUAGCCAGUUCGUCGGCUUCGUGAGUUCCUCCGCACCACCGUGA
Rhipicephalus sanguineus (brown dog tick) is the source of this 1032-nucleotide messenger RNA. Its product is annotated as atlastin-1-like. Bases 4 to 1032 code for a protein of 342 amino acids. Gene Ontology annotation, biological process: endoplasmic reticulum organization; protein homooligomerization. The record is from RefSeq and is a predicted model, not a curated record. The transcript has 6 exons. NCBI's taxonomy places the organism in Eukaryota, Metazoa, Arthropoda, Arachnida, Ixodida, Ixodidae. Gene Ontology annotation, molecular function: GTPase activity; GTP binding.